AUGACUGCAGUUGUGGUGACAGAGGUAAUUGUGAUAUUGGCUACAGCAUUGUUUUUUACCUUCAUGAGUGGCCUCAUGUUCUUCAUUCUGUGGAGCAAACCAAAAUUCAGGGAGGACUCUCGUUACAUCCUCUUUGCCCACAUGCUCAUCAAUGAUUCUGUUCAUCUGAUGGGCAGUAUAGUGUUGGUCUUAUGUGUCUUGGCAUUCCUCCAUAUGUCUAAAGCCAUCUGCUCCAUCCUGGUACUGAUUUCUGCAGUCACUUAUCACAACACCCCACUCAACCUGGCAGUGAUUUCACUGGAGCGCUAUGUGGCCAUUCGCUUCCCUUUGCGUCACACAGAGAUCGCCACCCAGAGAAGGACAGCUGUCGCUAUUGGACUAAUGUGGUUCAUUAGCUCUAUUAACAUCCUCAUUGAGAUAAUUUACACCAUUGCACUUGAUCCCCACUUUUUCACUGCACCCGUAUUAUGUAUACGGGAGCAGAUGUUAAUUGAGGAAUGGCAGCUCGCCUUGAGCAGUGGGUUGAAUUUUUUUUUUCUUGUGGUUGUGGCUCUGACAAUCCUCUAUAUUUACGUUAGUUUAACAUUAGUAGCUAAAUCAGCUUCCACAAACAAGGAUUCAGCCAAUAAGGCUCGCAAAACUGUGCUGCUCCACAUGUUUCAGCUGGGACUAUGUAUCACCUCUUUGCUGUUUGCAUUGUUUGAGUCUCUGAUUGCCAAGACUGCCACUGCCUUGUUUGUGCCUCUGCAAUACUUGAACUUCUUUUGCCUCCUUGUUCUUCCCCGAUGUCUAAGUCCCCUCAUUUAUGGCCUGAGAGACAGUGCCAUCCGGCCACUUUUCCUCAGCUACUUCAGGUGCAACCCCACCACACUCAAACCCCUCCAAGUCAAGAAGAAAGAGACCCCGGGCCCAUGCCCGCCGGAGACCCUGGGCCUGUGUCCGUCUGAGACCCUGGGCCUGUGUCCCCCUCUGAGACCCCUUGUUCCCUCCGAGAACCCUCAGAGACCCCUUGUUCCCUACGAGACCCCCCCCCAAGCUCCCCCCUUCACUCCAAGAAGCCUCCGAGCUCCCUUCCUGCCCUUCAAGACCCCCCCAAGCUCCCCUCCUUCCCUCCGAGACCCCCCCAAGCUCCCUUCCUUCCCUCCGAGAACCCCGUUGCCUUCCGAGAUCCCCGUUUUCCCGUCCGAGACCCAAGCUCCCUUCCGAGACCCCCGUUUCCGUCCGAGACCCAAGCUCCCUUCAGAGACCCCCGUUUCCGUCUGA
Messenger RNA from Conger conger (European conger), 1263 nucleotides. Its product is annotated as odorant receptor 131-2-like. The record is from RefSeq and is a predicted model, not a curated record. Gene Ontology annotation, biological process: G protein-coupled receptor signaling pathway. Lineage: Eukaryota; Metazoa; Chordata; Actinopteri; Anguilliformes; Congridae. The coding region runs from base 1 to 1263 and encodes 420 amino acids. Gene Ontology annotation, cellular component: membrane. The transcript has 3 exons. Gene Ontology annotation, molecular function: G protein-coupled receptor activity.